Molecule: messenger RNA, 1624 nt
Organism: Crotalus tigris (Tiger rattlesnake)
Lineage: Eukaryota; Metazoa; Chordata; Lepidosauria; Squamata; Viperidae
Gene: CLPS
Product: colipase
Exons: 3
Coding region: 75-446 (123 amino acids)
Biological process (GO): positive regulation of catalytic activity; digestion; lipid catabolic process
Cellular component (GO): extracellular region
Molecular function (GO): lipase binding; enzyme activator activity
Source: RefSeq, a predicted model, not a curated record
AAACUGCAACUUCCAGGUAGCUCUGGACUCUCAUCCCAAGAGCCUUUGAUUAAUUCAUUGGCUGCCCAGAAUCAAUGGAUAGACUUUGGAUUUUGUUAUUGCUGACACUUGCCUUGGCAGAGUCUUCUGUUCAUCCAAGAGGACUGUUUCUUAACUUAGACAAUGGGGAGCUAUGUCUUCACAGUGUACAGUGCAAAAGCCGCUGCUGUCACCGAAAAACCGGAUUAAGUCUUGCUCGCUGUGCAGACAAGGCAGCUGAAAACCAAGAAUGUUCCCUAAAGAGUCUAUAUGACGUUUACUACAAGUGCCCUUGUGAGAGGGGCUUAAUCUGUGAUACUGAUCGGACCAUUGUGGGAAGUGUUGUCAAUUCUGACUUUGGCAUUUGCAAGGACCCAUCAAAUAAAAUCAGCAGUGAAAAAGAAGAAAGAAAGAAGUAUGAUGGAUAAAUUUACCCUGGCUCCUUUAAGUAGCCACAUAGCUAUUAUUACUUUCAUUGCAAAACAAAUUCCUAUGCUUUUACAUGCUGCUCCAAUAAGCAUGCCUUUUGUUUAUCUAGAUUUUAGUUAAGGAUGUUUUUUUUUUUUUUUGCAUAUUUGGUAUUGUAUAGCAAGAAGUAAUAUCCGGAACUUGGAACCAAAUACGGGAUGGAGGAGCCAGUGAAUGGAGGAAAAAUCAUUAGGUAAAAAUGCCAUGGCUAUAGCCUAGACUGGGAAGCUGAAACAAUAUCCUGACAAAGUAUCUGAAUCGACAGGUGUGAAGAUACAUCUUCAAAACCUGUUACUGCUAAACAUGUUCAUUCUCUUUUAAUGAUGAAUAUCUUGCCCCUCAGUACUACAUUUCUAGAAUGAAUAAGAUUAAGAUGGGAAUUUAUCUUUCACAAAAUCGGAGUGUGGGAGAUAGAAGUAGUUUUCAAACUCACAUGAAAUUGCAGAUCAGGAAGUGAACAAAAAAUAGACAACAACAGCAACCAACGAGUAGAGAAAGAAGACAUAUGAUAAUUAGGAAAUGAUUUUUUUUUAAUUAUUAAGGCAGUGAUUCCCACUCUGUUCUGAUAGUCUAGCAAUGUAGUGAGUUCUCAUAACUAACCUUCUCUCUAAGGGGCUUCCAAAUUUUUCACAAGAGCAAUUAAAGUGAGCUAGAAUGAGGGAUAACAAGUGAUUGGGUCAAAAAUACACCAAAAACAUCAUGACUGGAAUGUUCAGGUCCAAGUCACAGUUCAAAAGUAUCAGUAAAAGCUCUUCCAACCAAGCUGGCCUCCUGUCAUUUGAUGGACAGCUCUAUAUAGGUUUCUUUGUAGCAACAUGAAUAGGGUUCCUAUUGCCUUCUUUGGGAUAUUUUGUUCAACUUCCCAGUCUAAUUGGCAGUCUUAGUAUGACCUACAAGAGUAGCAACUGUGUUUAGCUUCCAAGACCAGACAAGAUCUCCAAAGCACUGCCAUUUCAAACAUGCAGGACUUAAUUAAAUGAUGUUACAUUUAUCACAAACCAGUAUUUGCUGUCCGUCCUAUCUGCCUGCCUCUCUCCCUAUAUAACUACUGCAAUAUGUCCUAGUUUGAAUCAUUUGAAAGCUGCCAUUCUUUUGGAAAUGACUUUUGGAUGAGAGUUAAUAAAAAUAUACAAUCGAA